AUGUGCCAUCGAAAAAAGACCAAGUGUGAGGUUGAAGGAACUAGUUCAAUUUGCGUGCAAUGUACGCGCCGUAAUACGCAUUGUGUCUUUCCGGUCCAGCAUGAGAAGCGGGAUGAUCAGCAAAGUGAUGAGUAUAUCAAGUCUUUGAAAGACCGCCUCGUCAGGGUUGAGUCGCUGUUGAAGACGGCAGGCAUCUUGCAAGAGAGCGAUAUGAGCCAAGACGACUUGUCCGAUGAAGACGAUGACGACGAACCAGUUAGUCAAGACAUAUCAUCUACUUCCAGUCCAAAGUCAAAUUUCGGAGCGUCUCUUUGCUCGCAGGGUGGGUUCAUUGAGGGCACACCCAUAUUUCCAGCGGACCAAAGAGAUGAUUCCCGAUAUUUCGGGACAUCGUGCUCAUUGUCAAUCCUAUCACGAACAGGUAUAGAGUGGAUUAAGAGUAAAACAGGCGAUGUCAGCUUCUUGCGAAUUAUAUCUCCUGAAUACGUUCAUGAAAAUCCAUGGAAUCAAUGGCGACCAGACGUGUUCCACGAUCUGUUUGCCUCGAAAGUUUUUAAGCCUUUGCCUUCAAGGUCCGAGGUAUUCUCUCUUAUGAAAGAUUUCUUCCGGACGGCCAACAGUCUGCUUCCUAUCUAUCUUGAGUCAUCAUUUAUGAAAAUGGUCGAAUGGCAAUAUACGCAACAGACCUGUGAUGACGCUGCCCGUUGGGCCAACAUCAACAUGGUAAUCUGCCUGGCGUACGAAUAUCGGUACUCGAAUGGUCCCAAGUCAGAAAAAGACAAGGAGAAAUCCGAGUUAUACUUCAAAAACGCCAUGUCGGUCUUCACGGAAUUAGCCUUAAAACGCACAGAUCUACUGAGUGUACAGGCUUUGAUUAGCAUGGCGUUCUUCCUUCGGGGGAAUUCUGGAACUCAAUCAGCUCUGCCACUGAUCACUGCGGCUAUGCGAUCCGGUCACCGAAUGGGGCUUCAUCGAAAUAUUCCAAGACCGGAGCUUAGUCCGGCUGAGCAAGAGGAGAGACGACGCGUCUUUUGGGUUACAUUUGUCAUUGAUCAAAGUACAUGUCUAAGAAUUGGAAACGCCCCAUCACAACAUCAAGAUGAUUUCGAUGUCCCUCUUCCUGAAGAACUGGACAGCGAUAAGCAUGGCGAAACCGCAAACAACAUUCCAUUCUUCCGCGAGCUCUGUCGGAUGUCGCUCAUCAAGAGCCACAUUUACAGUCGAUUGUACUCCGUUACGGCAUUAGAAAAACCUCCCGUUGAGAUCUACAAGACAGUUAAAGAACUAUAUGCAGAGCUUGAGGAAUGGAAGCGCGAAUCCCCAACUCUCACUGAACCCAAGAGGAAGCAUACUGACCGCGACUUCUUGAUUGGCUUUGCCUCUAUUGGUCUCCAUUUCGUCUAUCACAAUGCUGUGAUCAUGAUUCACCGGGUACCUAUCUGUCUUAACUACAUGAUAACAGCAAGAAAGGAAUCGGAGAAGGUCGUGGCGAUCAGCAAAGCACAUGCCUUAAAAUCAGCAGCCAUCGGUGCACAGGCUGCCCGAGAUACCUUGAAGGUUGUCAAUAACAUGCCAUGGGGAGACAUCGCAUGGACCUGGUCAUUACUUUACUACGUCUUUCAGGCAGCAUCAACACUAUUCUCAAACAUCCUGCGGGAUACUCAUCAUUCAAGAGUUCGAGCAGACCUUCAAUCCCUCAACAUGGUCACAGCAUUCUUUGCAACGCUCACCCCAGGUGAAGGUUCAAAUAAUUACGCGGGUUUCAUGGCCCGCAUGAGUGCGACACUCGAACGCAUCGCCAGAGUUGCGAUCGAGAAAGACGAGAAAAGAGCCCGCGCCCCAGACGAAGAAGACCAAGAAUAUAAACCACCAGGAGCCAAGAGACGCACCUCUGGGACACAGCCAGCAUCACACCAAAGGCAACACCGCCGACCCACAACCCUCCGCACAGCAAUGACUCCCGCCACGGUUCCCGGGUACCCAACAUCAAGCACCGCCAACACCAACAGGAUUGACCUCAGUAUCCCCGACACCCUAGAAGGCCUUCCGCCAGUCAAUUCCUCAGGCUACGUCGUCCCCAUGAGCCCAAUACCAGACCCAGGCGACAGCAGCCGAACUCAAUCCCCAUACCUCGCCAACCCACCCAACACAUACUCACCUUCAACGCCACUCCUUCAUGAAGCAGGCGAUAGCACCUUCCACACACCACAAAUCCAACCCUGGCAACUAUCCCAAGACUAUUCCACGACCGCAGCCCAAGCCCCAGGAUCAUCAGGCAUGACCCCGAACCCCAUCAACUACAUCAGCUCCCCAGACUCCUUCACCAGUACCGCCAACUCGAUCCCGGAUUUUUUCCAGUACCCAAUGUCCGGUGACUGGAGCCACGGCGGAAAUCUCUUCGCCGGACUCUUCCCGACAGAAUACACUUUUCCGCCCCCCAUUCCAACGGGCACUCAGUCUGCAGAUCCGUAUCCUUCCAUGCCGAUUCUAUCGGCUGAGUCGUUUAUUCAUGGUGCGCCUGCUAUUGACGGCCAUACAGCUCAGGCUGGUAGGUUCGAUCCUCAGAGUCUGGGGUAUGGCUACGUGCCGCAAGGUCAGGAGGAUCCGAAUCAGGGCGCUGAUCCGGUCUGGCCUAAUGGGUUUUUGGGGUUGUUUUAG
Molecule: messenger RNA, 2658 nt
Organism: Penicillium egyptiacum
Lineage: Eukaryota; Fungi; Ascomycota; Eurotiomycetes; Eurotiales; Aspergillaceae
Source: the annotation of a GenBank genome assembly